Messenger RNA from Podarcis muralis (Common wall lizard), 2930 nucleotides. The record is from RefSeq and is a predicted model, not a curated record. Lineage: Eukaryota; Metazoa; Chordata; Lepidosauria; Squamata; Lacertidae.
GAGGGGCGCUGCUUGCGUCGGGGAGCGCGCAGCCUUCCCUCCCUCUGCAGACCCAUUGAGACACACAAGAAAGGAGAGCGAGCGAGGCAGCACCAUGACCGAGACGACCAAGACUCACGUUAUCCUCCUGGCCUGCGGCAGCUUCAACCCCAUCACCAAAGGGCACAUUCAGAUGUUUGAAAGAGCCCGGGAUUAUCUGCACAAGACAGGAAGGUUCAUUGUCAUUGGUGGAAUUGUCUCACCUGUACAUGACUCCUACGGGAAGCAGGGUCUGGUCUCCAGCCGACAUCGCCUGACAAUGUGCCAGCUGGCUGUUCAGUCCUCUGACUGGAUAAGGGUGGACCCCUGGGAAUGUUAUCAGGAUACUUGGCAGACCACCUGCAGUGUACUGGAACAUCACCGGGAUCUGAUGAAACGAGUGACUGGUUGCAUCCUCUCCAACGUGAACACACCUUCCUUGACCCCAGUGAUUGGACAGCCUCAGAACGAGUCCCCACAGCCUGUCUAUCAGAACAGCAACCUCUCGAACAAGCCCACUGCAGCAAAGUUUUUGGGGAAGGUGGGAGAAAGCCUGAGCAGGAUUUGCUGUGUUCGUCCACCGAUGGAGCGUUUCACCUUUGUGGAUGAAAAUGCAAACUUGGGAACAGUGAUGAGAUAUGAAGAGAUUGAGCUCCGAAUCUUGCUGCUGUGUGGAAGUGACUUGCUGGAAUCCUUCUGCAUUCCAGGCCUAUGGAAUGAAGCUGACAUGGAGGUGAUAGUUGGGGACUUUGGCAUUGUUGUUGUGCCACGAGAUGGAACUGACACAGACCGGAUCAUGAACCACUCCUCAAUACUCCGGAAGUACAAAAACAAUAUCCUGGUUGUGAAAGAUGAUGUGAACCACCCCAUGGCCAUUGUCAGUUCAACUAAGAGCAGACUGGCUCUUCAGCAUGGUGAUGGUCAUGUGGUGGAUUACUUGUGUCAGCCAGUCAUUGAUUACAUCCUCAAGAGUCAGCUGUACCUGAAUGCCUCUGGCUAAAGCUGCCUCGGAGUUGCACCAUGGCAGCCCUAUUACUCCACUCUCCUACGGUUGUUCAUCACAAUUCUCUCUUUCUCACUCUCUCAUUUCUUUCUCAUUGCCUCUUGUGUGCAUCUGCCUGUUUCACUCUGAUGUCCCACCACCACUACCAAAUGCCGGGAAGUGCUGCAUACAACAACCAACCGAGUGCGCACUCCAUCCAGUAAUCUUCCCCCUUCUAGUUAGGAGAGAAAAUGGAAGAGAGGAUCAGAUGCCACGUGCCUCAGGGGGACAGCUUUGGUGUCUACCUUCCCAGCAUGCAUUAUUAGGGGAUGGAACAUUGCAUACCUUUCUAGCACACCUUGGAAGCCAGGAAGGUAUUUUCAUAAUACAUCAGCUAAAUAAAUUUCAGUGGGCCUUUUUAUUUUUAAUGCAGGGGUUUUUUCCUCUCCCUCUAUUUUUGGUUUUCUAAAAAAUUGCUGUGAUCCAUUCAAAUUAGAAUGUGGUUGGCAGAAGGAGAUUCUGACCCACUUGGUACAAAGCCCAGACUUUUUAGGUCAAGCAUGGAAGAUUUAGCUUGAAAAAGAAAGAAAAAGAAAGAAACUGCCCAAAUUCUGGAUUGUGUUAUCUGAAGGAGGGGAAUUGCUGGGGAAAGGAUGAAAGAAUGGCAGGGAGGCAGAAUUUUCCUUUGUAAAUAGAUGCUUGUUUCUAAGGGCAGGGGAUUUAAAUGGGUUUCCUGUUGUGCUUUAAUCCCUUUUUUAAAAAGAGCACUCCCUAGAGUAGAAUAGCGACACAGAGCACACCUGCCUGGGAUGCUGCAAGUCAGUAACCCACCUUGCUUGUUCAUGGAAUGCCUUCAAUAAUUUGUCCCAGAUUGGCUGUGUCCUCUUGGUUUAAAGUGUUUAAUUUUCUGCAGAAACUCAUUUGGCUUUUCAGCACUUGUGGUGUCCACUGCACCCUUGCUAGUGUGAUUAGUUCAGGCUCGUUCAUUCGCAGCUGUUUCCCUCUGUCAACAUGCCUGCCUCUUUCAGCCUUGUGGGGCAACUGCAGUUAGUUCCACACUCAGGAAGAGGUAUUCUCCCCCUCCCCGAAACCUCAAGGAAAUACCAGCAGCUGCACUCGAUUUAGUUCUCAAAACAGGUAGCCAGUUGUGAUUGUGUUAUAGCUAGUGAGAGGAAUUGUAUUAUAGCUAGUGAGAGGAAUCAGUGAAUGUCUGUCAGGAAGAAAUGCAAUAUGGUUCUUCAGAAAUAAUGUGUCACAACAAAACCAUGAGUUGCACUUCCUCACUUGGCCCCACUAAACAGAGUUAGAGGGUAGAGAAAUGUGUCAAAUGCCUGAGGGGUUGUGUGUAUUUGCUUGAUCUGGGGAAGUAUUCGCCCGUGUGAUCCUCCAUCAGCGACUCUAGAGUGGUAUAGCCUCAGCAAGGCUGUUCCAUGUGAGAUUUCUACAAGCGUAGAUCAUCUAUUGGCUGGAGUGAAAGCAAUGCAUACUUCAUUCUGAGCUCUUGCAUGGCUACAUGUUUCUCACUGGACUUAGAGGUGACCAUCUGCACUGAAUACAGGGUGUGUCUCUGGAAAAAUCAGUAUUUAGAAUCUCUGGCUGCUUCCGCGUUGGUGUCCUUGAGUGCUAAUGCAAACCACAACCAGAAUUGUAAUUGUCUUUCCACACUAUUGGGGAUAUUUCGCUUUUCUUUUGUUUGUUCUGCUGCGUGACAUAGAUGCUCUGGAUGAGGAAGAAGGUCCAAAUAACCUGUGCAGUUAUUUGAGAGGGGGGAAAUCCAGUUGUUGUUGUUUUAAACAAAGAGUCAUUUAUUUAGUACUAAGCACUUACUCAUUUGAGUGUGAUUGUCCAUUAUUACUAACAAAAUGUCAAACAACCAAGUAUUUAAUGUUUCCUUUGUAUUGAAAGUGUUGAAUCAGGGGGAAACUGCUUG